Molecule: messenger RNA, 621 nt
Organism: Trichosporon asahii var. asahii CBS 2479
Lineage: Eukaryota; Fungi; Basidiomycota; Tremellomycetes; Trichosporonales; Trichosporonaceae
Product: pria protein precursor
Exons: 2
Coding region: 1-621 (206 amino acids)
Source: RefSeq, a predicted model, not a curated record
AUGAUCCCGCGACGAUUAGUCCUCCUCUUCUUCGUGCUCCUCGCGACGACAGUCCUGGCGAUGCCCGCCGCCGACGGCGGACUAUCCCGACCAAAGCGUACGCGCGGCGCCGCGACCAAGGCCGCCACAGGAACACGACUGCAGCAGGCGGCGGCCGCCGCGCAAAAGCGCUCUGCCGCGAAGGGCAAGAAGGCGACCAAGGUGCAGGCUCGCGCACCGCAAGCUUCCAAGCGAAUGGGCCAGCGCAAGCGCGCAAAGGUUCAGGCGCCGGCAGCGGGCAAGAAGGACUACUCGUCGUUCCUGUGCCCCGGUGGAUCAGUCGCAUGUCCCGUGAACGACGCGGACCCGACUGUGCUCAAGACGCAGCUGAACUCGGUCGCCGACUGGUUCAGAGUGGGAUUCGAGUGUGUCGAUCUGCAGACCGAGCUCGAGCAGUGCGGAGGCUGCCGCGCACUCGGCAAGGGACAGGACUGCUCUACCAUUGAGAACGUCAAGACGGCGUCUUGCGAGCAGGGGCGAUGCGUUGUUCUCGCGUGCGCUCCGGGGUACAACGUCAGUGCCGAUCGCGACGCGUGUGUCGCCGGAGGGUCUGCCCAGCAGCCCCUUCGCCGGCGGCGAUAG